CGGCCUGCAGCACAGUGAGGAGAAACGGAUCCGGGAAUUCUACCAGUCCCGUGGCCUCGACCGGGUGACACAGCCCAGCGGUGACGACACGGUGGGGGGUGACCCCAUGGGGCUCCCCUACAGCACCUUUGACCACUCACGUGCCCACUAUUUCCGCUACGACGAGCACGUCUCUCUCUGCCUUGAGAAGCUGAGCUCCAGCAAGGACAAGAGCAAGGCUGUGCUGCAGCAGAAGUACGUGAGGUGCUCGGUGCGGGCGCAGAUCCGGCACCUGCGGAGGGUCCUGUGCCACCGGCUGGGGCUGCCCCUGCAGCACGUGCAGAUCCUGUUUGACAACGAGCCCCUCCCUGACCACAUGACGAUGAAGCAGCUCUGGCUCUCGCGCUGGUUCAGCAAGCCUGCGCCCCUCCUGCUGCACUACAGCAUCAAGGACAAGAGGAGGUAGGGGCAGGGGUUGGGUGCUGCCCCCCCCAGUGCAGCCCUGCUCCUGCCCCCCAUAACUUAUACCACCCUUCGAGUUUAUUUUUGGAAUAAAACUGUGGAAAAACCCC
This is a messenger RNA of Corapipo altera (White-ruffed manakin), 551 nucleotides long. RefSeq names its product polycomb group ring finger 1 (gene PCGF1). Gene Ontology annotation, cellular component: PRC1 complex. Gene Ontology annotation, molecular function: promoter-specific chromatin binding. The coding region runs from base 107 to 445 and encodes 112 amino acids. The record is from RefSeq and is a predicted model, not a curated record. The transcript is spliced from 7 exons. Gene Ontology annotation, biological process: negative regulation of transcription by RNA polymerase II. NCBI's taxonomy places the organism in Eukaryota, Metazoa, Chordata, Aves, Passeriformes, Pipridae.